AUGAGGAGCUCAGUGCACGUGCCAGCCGCGGUAGAGGCGCUGCUAUGCCACCCGGUGGCGGCCCUAUCCGAGAGGCCGGCGCUGCGGCUGACGCGGCUGCUGGUGAACGUGACGAUGGAGCGGAGCUUGUGGCCGGUGCAUGUGCUGCUGGGCGCCGACACCACCGUGGUCGACCUGGCGCGUGCCACCGUCGACGCCUAUGCCGCCGAGGGGCGCAGGCGGCCGCUCCCGGCCGAUGAGGGCGCCACCGACGAGGCCGCGCGGUUCGAGCUGCACCUCUCCAGGUACGCACUCGAUGCUCUUGACCCGGAGGCCAAGGUGCUGGACCUGGGCUCUCGCAACUUCUUCCUCUGCUCCAACAGGAAGACCCAGAGUUCAGAUAAUCUGCUUCUUCACUCCGUACAGCCAUGUCUUGAUGUCUGA
Molecule: messenger RNA, 423 nt
Organism: Triticum dicoccoides
Lineage: Eukaryota; Viridiplantae; Streptophyta; Magnoliopsida; Poales; Poaceae
Exons: 2
Coding region: 1-423 (140 amino acids)
Source: RefSeq, a predicted model, not a curated record